This is a messenger RNA of Fragaria vesca subsp. vesca, 2062 nucleotides long. RefSeq names its product putative disease resistance protein RGA3-like. NCBI's taxonomy places the organism in Eukaryota, Viridiplantae, Streptophyta, Magnoliopsida, Rosales, Rosaceae. The transcript has 2 exons. The coding region runs from base 413 to 2062 and encodes 549 amino acids. The record is from RefSeq and is a predicted model, not a curated record.
UUGAUGACACGUUAAAACAAAUCAACAUCACAUAUCUAAAGCAGAUCUGAUCCAGCACAGAAACGUUGAUGCCAAAAAGGGCCACCUACGUACAGUGUGCAUAGAGCAAAUUCUAUCACCACUUGCGUUAAAAGGUGAAAGCAACAUAUGGUCUUUAGUCUUUACAUAUGUGCAUACUUCAACAAGAUAAGAAAAGGACUGUCGGUGGUGUGAAAUUACCGUUGGUUGCAAUCAUUGCACUAGUAAGAAGCUGGUGUGAAAAUAUCAGGCCACACAUUAGGCUGAGACGAUGAAUGCUAUAUAUAUAUAAAGCUGGGAUCAUAGCACUCAAUUUCUGUAGUUCGCUAGUUGCUACUCCCAUAUUUCUCCUCUUUUCCACUUCCAUUCACGAGCAGACCUUUUAAGUAAGAACAUGGCUGGAGUCCUAGUUGACGUUCUGCUAGAGCGUUUUGCUACUCUCGCCCUUGACAAGAUCGAACAAGAGAUGAAGCUGGUGGUCGGGGUCAAGCAAGAAAUCAAAAAUCUCACCAAGAAACUCGAAGCUAUUCAAGCUGUGCUGGAGGACGCAGAGCAAAGGCAAGUGACGGAGGCCAGCGUGAGAUGUUGGCUGAGUGAACUGACAGAAGUUUCCUUCGACAUGGAUGAUGUGCUGGAUGAGUGGAUCACUAAAGUUCUCAGGCGUCAACUGGAGAAACAAGAAAAACAAAGCUCAAAAGCUCUUGUUAGUAAUAAGAAGAAGGUAUGCUUCCCUUCUCCUUCCUCUUGCUUUCGCUUCGGCAGAGUCGAUUGUCCGUUAUUUCUUCGUCAUAAAAUUGCUGCGAAGAUAAAGGAACUGAAUGAAAGUUUAGCUUUGAUCGCUCAAAACAAACAAGAUUUUAACUUUCAAACCACCACAAGGGCAGUCCCUGAACUACCUCAAAGAUCAGAAACUACUUCUCUUCCCCAAAUUAGAACAUUUGGUCGAGAAAAUGAAAACACUCUCAUCAUUAGCAAGCUGCUAAGUGAGAGUAGUGAAGAAAACGAGGUUCCUCUGAUCAUCCCUAUUGUAGGGAUGGGGGGUAUGGGGAAAACAACUCUUGCCCAACUUGUCUAUAAUGAUGAUAAGAUCAAAUUUCAUUUUGACAAGAGCAUAUGGGUAUGUGUUUCAGACCCUUUUAAAGAGAUCAAAAUUGCUAAAGCUAUUAUUGAAGGUUUAGAUAAAGAUAACACCUCAAAAAAUUCAAAUGAGUUGCAAACCUUGAUGCAAUGCAUAAAUGAAUUGCUUGAGGGAAAAAGGUUUCUUCUUGUCUUAGACGAUGUGUGGAACCCAACACGUAGUCAAUGGGAAGAAUUAAUCAAACAUUUACAAAAAGGUGCUAUGGGUAGUAGGGUAUUAAUGACCACUCGAAAUGAGAAUGUUGCUACUUUUAUGAAAGCAAAAACUCAAAUGAUCCUUUUGAAGGAGUUGAGUGAAGAAUUUUGUUUGUCAUUGUUCUACUACAGUGCAGACAUGGAUGAGAGUAGUGUGUCUAAAGAGUUUAAAGAUAUUGGGUUAGAGAUUGUGAAACGGUGCAAUGGGUUGCCUCUUGCUGCAAAGACAUUAGGAAGCCUCAUGCUCAAUAAGAAAACAAUUCAUGAAUGGCGAGCUGUUCAAAAGAGUAAAACAUGGACACUGAAAGAGAUACAACAAGAUGUUUUUCGACCACUACUAUUAAGUUAUCAUGACUUGACUCUAGCAACUAAACGAUGUCUUUUGUAUUGUGUUAUAUUUCCAAAAGAUUACGUUUAUAAUAAGAAUCAAUUGAUUGAGUUGUGGAUGUCACAAAGUUAUCUGCAUGCCACAGGAAGCAAAGAAAUGUGGAUAGUCGGUCAAAAUUGUUUUGAUGACUUAGUGUUGCGGUCAUUCUUUCAAGAUAUUGAUGUCGAUCAUAAGAGUUAUGGAAACAUAACAUGUAAAAUUCAUGAUAUUGUACAUGACUUUUUACAAUAUUUGACCGAAAAUGAAAGCAAACGGCUUGAGUUUGAUGCUAGUGAGAGACAGGAGGUGUCAAAUGAUAAAGUUCAUCAUUUGACCUUGAAUUGA